AUGGCUACCACCACCAAGGUUUUGCUCGUCGGAGCAACAGGAGAAACAGGCCGUUCGAUCGCCAAUGGUUUGCUUGAAGCUGGCGGCUUUGAAGUCUUUGCUUUCACCCGCCCGGCAUCAGCCAAAAAGCCACAGCUGGUCGAUCUAGAGAAGAAAGGCGUCAUAACUCGGCAAUGCGAUCUAGAGGCGUCGCCAGCUGAGCUGGCUGAGGCCUUGAAAGACAUUGACAUUGUCGUCAGCUCUGUCGGUCCUUCCGAUCAGCUCUCACAGCUUAAACUUGCGACCGCGGCCAAGGUUGCUGGAGUAAAGCGAUUCAUUCCAUGUGCAUUCAUCACUGUCUGCGCCCCCGGCGGCAUCAUGUGGUUGCGUGAUGAGAAAGAAAAAGUCUUCAACCACGUCAAGCAAUUGAAGCUGCCCUACACAAUCAUUGAUGUUGGCUGGUGGUACCAAAUCGCUACCCCACGACUCACAUCGGGUAAAAUUGACUACGCCAUGACGACGGCCAAUGACGAGCUGAUUGAGGAGGGCAAGACGCCGAGUGCGUUCGUUGACUUGCGCGAUAUCGGAAAAUGGGUCGCUCGAAUUAUCGUCGAUCCCCGAACGGAGAAUAAGAUGGUCUUCUCGUACAAUACUGUCAUGUCACCAGCCGAAAUCUUUGAUACCGUCGAGAAACUGAGCGGUGAGAAAGUUGACCGGAAAAACGUGCCCAAAGAAGUUGUCAUGGAGCGUGUUACCAGUGGGCGAGCAUCCAGUGAAACGUAUCCCUUUGACGCGACAAAGUUCACCCCACGCAUUGCUGCCGAGUAUCAACUCUCAUGGGGCCUGCGUGGAGACAACGUACCCGAGUACGCCAAGUACCUGGGAUAUCUCGAUGCCCAAGAGCUCUACCCUGACUUCAAGCCAAUCUCCUUCGAAGAGUACACCAAAGAGCUUCUGGGCGGAACAGCAGUCGGCGUCUACACCGACCGUAUCUCCCGCAUUUACUAG
Messenger RNA from Talaromyces rugulosus, 987 nucleotides. RefSeq lists its product as uncharacterized. Bases 1 to 987 code for a protein of 328 amino acids. The record is from RefSeq and is a predicted model, not a curated record. The transcript has 4 exons. Gene Ontology annotation, molecular function: oxidoreductase activity. Lineage: Eukaryota; Fungi; Ascomycota; Eurotiomycetes; Eurotiales; Trichocomaceae.